Molecule: messenger RNA, 3529 nt
Organism: Prorocentrum cordatum
Lineage: Eukaryota; Dinophyceae; Prorocentrales; Prorocentraceae
Source: the annotation of a GenBank genome assembly
GAGCUCGUCGGCUCUCCGAGGCUGCGCUGGCGAGGGCGGGUUCCGGGCGCCGCGCCCCGCGGCUUGCUGCCCGCGCGGAAGGGGGGGCGCCCGCCGCGGCCUUUUCGCCGCGGCAGGCCGUCAGCCCCGAUGUCCCAGCCGGGGUCGUCGGGCGUUCCCGAGGCCGGCCUGUCCAGCACCAACUCCCUAGGGAUCAUCACGGACAGCCCAUUUGGGCGGCGCGCGCCAGUCGAUGUCUACGUCCCGCAAGCGGAAGUCUUUCGUGACCACCGCGGCGAGCUACGUCUUCGAGAAAGAGUCGGACCGCCAGGACUCCAGGCCUCCCAGAUGAGGUGGCGACAUCGACAUUCGCGAUGUCACAGCCAUGCCAGGCAUGCCAAAUCAGAUCUCGCAAAUCGAUUCGGAGGAGCAAGAACAGUUUGAUCGACUCGCCUUCAUCAGCCCGCUCAUCAUGACAGAGUCCAACUGGUUUCGGAAGGUGUGGGAAUGCGUUCUAUUGCUUCAGCUGCUCUACAUCGGUAUCGUUUUCCCGUAUAAGAUAACAUUCAUCGAGUUCAGACUUCAUGCUCCUGGUGAUUGUGAGUUAUCCGCAAGGUCAACUCGCGAAGAAAGUUUUGAUGUAUUCAUUACUAUAUUUUUCUGGAUCGACCUAUUCCUGAAUUUCGUCCUCACCUACCGCGGGAAGGACAACGUCGAGAUUGUGGCGCCCUCCAGAAUCGCAAGGCACUACCUCCGCGGCUACUUCGGCAUCAACCUCCUGGCCUGCCUUCCCAACGAGGUCUUCACGCCGCUGAUCGAGGCGAUGGACAUAGAUCCGGGCGGCUGCUCCUUCGAGGGAACCACCAACAGCGCGGUCCGCCUGGCCCGGCUGCAGAGGGUGACGCGGCUGGCGCGGCUGGCGCGGCUCCUCCGCAUCGUCAAGAUCCUGUCCUUCCUCCAGAAGUCUGCGGUGAUUCAGCUGCUGAAGGUGUUGCGGAGCCUGCGCCUCCUGAACUGGAUCACCUGCCUGGGCUGGGUCGUGCACCUUCUUGCCUGCGGCUGGUACCUUGUCGCCGCGCUGCACGAAAAUCACCUGGAGACGUGGCCGAACCGGAGGUCAGUUUCCAUUGACGAGUCCACGCUCUUCUCUGCGUCUUCCCCCGUCCAGUGGGUCCACUCCAUGUAUUUCAUCCUCACCGUGUUCACCACGGUCGGGUUCGGCGACAUGUACCCCGUUACUGUGGGCGAGAUCUUGUAUGUAGUAUUCGUCAUGAUGAUCGGCGCCGUCGUGCACAGCAUUAUCAUCAGCGAGGUGAUCAAUCUUGUCAGUGAAGUGGACGAGGACACCAGGUGGAAGAGGAACAAGAUGAGCCUGCUGGAGGCGUACAGCAGUCACACGCAGCUGGACCGCGACACCGUGAGCAGGCUCACCAGCUGGGUGGACGCCCUGCCGUCAGGGAGGAGCACGUUCGAUCCAGAGGACAUGCGCAGGCUCCUCACAAGCGGUGUGAUGCCGCGCUCGCUGAUCGGGGAUCUCCCCGAUCGGCUGUUCGACGGGCAGCUGGCCAGGAACAAGUUCAUGACCACCUGCGCCAUCAGCUGCACGGGGGGCAUCAUGCCGCCGCGCUUCCCGCUGCUCAUGUCGACUGUGCUCUGCCAGCGGCCGUACAAGGCUGGGGAGCUGGUAUACGAGCUGCACGACCAUGCCUUCAACCUCUUUCUCGUGAUGUCUGGCACUUUCGCCUACGUCUGUGAGGUCACCGGCGCUGGUGCCGUGGACGCCGCGAAGGAGCCCGAGCAUUUCGUGGAGAGCAACAGCGCCUUCAAAGCCGGAGGGAAAGGCUCGGGGAUCAAGCUGCCGGGCAUGGCAUGGACACCGUCGGAGAAGCACAGUGCGGAGAGCAUCGCGGGCACUCAUGCGACGGCGUCGAGGUCCGGGCUGGAGUACCACCAGGCGGCCGACGGUGGGAGGCUUGCUGUCAUAAACCCCUGGGAGAACAUGCGGUCGUACAGCAGCCCCUGCGCCAGAGGCAGCGUAUACUCCGCUCUCGGCCAGAGCAGGGGGGCGUGGACCCCGGACAGCUCGAAGGCAAGGGAGUGGUUGCAGAUCAACUUGGGCAGCGUGAAGGGCGCGUGCGGCGUCGUCGUCCAGGGGCACCCGAAGAGGGACGAGUGGGUGACGAGGCUCAAGGUGUACGCGUCUUACGGCGGCGUGGAGGGGUGGCAGGAGGUGCCACUCGUGCAGGCGGUCCCCGGGCCGGCUACCCACCACGACGACAAGGUGGAGUUCCAGUUCCGGGAGCCCGUGGCGACCCAGUUCAUUCGCAUCGAGCCCCAGGAGUGUUACGGCCGAGCAUCCCUGCGGGCCGCGGUGCACGUGCUGCAGCAGCGGCUCCACCCCUACAAGGUCAUCGGCAAGAACGCCUACUUCGGGGAGGACAUCAUCACCGGGUCGAUCCGCACCGCCACCGUGCGGUGCGAGAAGGACGGCCACGUGAUGCUCCUGCACAAGCAGGACCUCGGCACCUCCGGGGACGCGCAGGGCGCCAGGCUCUUGGCGGAGUUCCCGCAGUUCCGGCGGGUGCUGAGGGCGGAGUGCCUCAGGCUCCAGGCGCGCCGAAAGCACAGGCUGCAGCACGUGAGGACGGGGCACCAGUACGAGUCCUAUGCCGCCUCGGCGUUGCAGGAGGCCUGGCGCGCGCGGGAGCGGCAGCGCAGCGGCGGUGGUCCUGCAGAGGCCCAGCCGCCCGCGGCGACGCCGGGGGAGCGCGGCCGGGGCGCGCCGCAGAAGGGGCCCGCGGCUGCGAAGUGCCUGGAGGGGGGCGGGGGCGACCAUAAGGCCAGGCAGCUCGUCGCGGACAUCGAGGCGCUCCGGGCGGACGUCGAGAGGAACUUCGGGGCCGUCAACGCCACGCUCGAGAGGCUCGAGAGGCUGGUCGUCGCCCUGCCCCAGCAGGGCGGCGCCCCGUCGGUCUAGCCGGCCGCGGGUCGCACGCGCUCGGCGUGAGCUGCGCGGGGGCCGCCAGCGUGGGGCGGCGGGCGGCGGAGCAGCGCCCCUGUUGGCCACCGCGACCUCCUGCCUGCGGGUCCCUGAGACCCUGGCGGCUCGAGCUGUUCGAGCCGCACGCAUUCGCCCAGUGUCGGGCCUCGGAACCCGCACAAAUGGAUCGGGCAGAAAGAUGGGGUGCGCUCCAGUCGUGAUUUUUCACGAUGCUCCAAUUUUUAAAAGACGGCGGAUCUCAGGGUCUGUCUUGCACCGCCUCGGUGAGCGCGUCUCCCUGUCCUGCUGUCUUAAUUUUCUUAUCACCGCAAGAAACAAUAAGCUGUGGCGACGGUGCCGCCUCAAAUUCCCCGGAUGUGAGUCUUGAAAUGAAUGUCCCUCGUUAUGGCGACGGCGCCUUUGGCGAUCCACUAGGCACUACACUUGCACAAAGUGCCCUCCGUGCGCUAUCGAGAUUCGGCAGUGGACUGGCGGAAGAAUUGCUCUCCAGCGAACUCACAAGUCUCGCACUGCUUCCUUCGGCGGCGGUGGCAUUGGACAUAGCUUCCC